CUCUCUUCGUCUAAUUACAUACCUGCCUCGUGUGUAGAUUUCAGAAAGUGCAGUUACAAAUAUCGGAUCUAUCAUAUUAUAAAUAUUCAAAUGUAUACCGCGAUCGCCUCGCUUCUUUCUUGCCAAAUCAAUGAUGAAAACGGGCGAUAAAAUUUUACGAGACGCGAUCAUGAGGAUCGGACUUAUGAUCUUUGACAUCGCGCGGCGAGUCCCGACGUCACGUCGUUCUUUCUCAUCCUGCAAUUAUGAUCGCGCGCCGGCGACAACAAAACAUGGCGGUGUCAAAGGUCAGGAGAGAUGGACUCGCGGCCGGUCCAUGCCGCGGUCACGCCGCCGAUUUCGCUAAUCGUGCGCCGGGCAUCGUGGUAGAGACAAUGGGCGGCAAAUGGUCAAGCAUGGAUCCCUCGGAGGUUAAGGUACCGGAGAUAGACGCCCUUCUCGAAAGGGACCCGUACCUGAAGCCGUACGAAAAUGACAUUCGUCGGAGGUAUGCUUUGUUUAUGGAUUAUAUUGAUAAGAUAGAAGAAGGUGACGGAGAUCUGAAACGAUUUACUAGCUCGUAUGAGAGUUUUGGUAUUCAUAUCAAGGGUGACAAUAGUGUCAUCGCGAAAGAGUGGGCACCUGGUGCGCAGGAGGUAUUUCUGACUGGAGAUUUCAAUAAUUGGCAAAAAACCACUGUGCCAUACAAAAAAUUAGAAUAUGGUAAAUGGGAGCUACAGCUUCCUCCAAAUGCAGAUGGCAGUUGUCCUUUAAAGCAUCUCUCUGAAGUCAAGCUUAUUAUCAAAAGUCACAACAAUGAGUUACUUGAAAGAUUAAGCCCUUGGGCAACUUAUGUUACUCAGCUGGCAAAUAAAUCUGAAGGGACUACUUACAAACAACGUAUAUGGCAUCCAGAAAAUGUAUACAAAUUCAAACACCCCAAACCAAAGAGACCAGAAAGUCUUAGGAUUUACGAAUGUCAUGUUGGAAUUAGUACACAGGAAUGUCGCGUUGGCACCUACCUGGAAUUUGCUAGGGAUGUGAUACCUAGAAUCGUAAGACAAGGAUACAACGCGAUACAACUAAUGGCAAUAAUGGAACACGCUUAUUAUGCUAGUUUUGGAUAUCAGGUUACGUCUUUCUACGCGGUCUCGUCCCGCUAUGGAACUCCGGAAGAAUUAAAAGAACUGGUGGAUGUGGCGCAUCAGCAUGGUCUUUACGUUUUACUGGAUAUUGUACACUCCCACGCUUCCAAAAAUACUUUGGAUGGGCUGAAUAUGUUCGAUGGUACGGAUGCGUGCUUCUUUCACAGCGGUUCUCGUGGCGAGCAUUCCCUGUGGGACAGCAGAUUGUUUAACUACGCGGAAUACGAAGUACUUCGGUUCUUACUGUCCAAUCUACGUUGGUACAUUGAGGAGUAUAGUUUCGAUGGAUUCAGAUUUGAUGGCAUUACAUCAAUGUUAUAUCAUUCGAGAGGUUUGGGACAAAGUUUCAGUGGUCAUUACGAUGAAUACUAUGGUCUGAAUGUCGAUGUGGAAGGCAUAGUGUACUUGAUGCUCGCCAACCACAUGCUGCACGAAAUAUAUCCUGAAAUUGUCACAAUAGCCGAAGACGUUAGUGGAAUGCCAGGUGUUUGCAGGCCAGUUGCCGAAGGCGGGAUGGGAUUUGAUUAUCGGUUAGCCAUGGCUAUUCCCGACAAGUGGAUUAAGCUAUUGAAAGAAGUCAAAGAUGACGACUGGAAAGUCGGCGAUAUUUGUUGGACGCUCUCCAAUCGAAGGUGGAUGGAGAAAGCGGUUGCUUAUUCUGAAUCUCACGAUCAAGCCCUCGUGGGCGAUAAAACAAUUGCAUUCUGGCUCAUGGAUAAGGAGAUGUAUACACACAUGAGCAUGCUAAGUCCGCACAGCGAGAUUAUUGCUCGUGGCAUUGCCCUUCAUAAUCUAAUCACGCUAAUCACGCAUGCUUUAGGCGGAGAAGCUUAUCUCAACUUCAUAGGCAACGAAUUUGGCCAUCCUGAGUGGCUGGACUUUCCGAGAAUUGGAAAUUCAGACAGCUAUCAUUAUGCCAGACGUCAGUGGAAUUUAGUGGACGAUGAAUUACUCAAGUAUAAAUAUAUGAACAAUUGGGAUCGCGCUGUAAAUACGCUCGAAGAAAAGUACGGAUGGUUGCAUGCCCAUCCCGGCUACGUGAGUUGGAAGCACGAAGACGAUAAGGUGAUCGUGUUCGAUCGAGCUGAUCUCGUAUUCGUCUUUAACUUUCAUCCAGUCAAAUCAUUUGCCGAUUAUCCGGUCGGUGUAAAAAAUCCAGGAACAUACAAGAUCGUUCUAUGCAGCGACGAUGAACAAUUCGGAGGUGAACGUCGUGUAGAUACGAGCGUGCAGCAUUUCACGCAACCAGAAGCGUUUUCCUCUUAUCCAAACAAAAUGAUGAUCUACAUUCCGCGUCGUACUGCAUUAGUCUAUGCACAAAGUGAUCGCUAGUAGUUGUCUCUCGUGAAUGAAGACUGUUUAAGAAUCACAAAUAAUAGAUCUAUAUAAUAUAAAUAAGUAGAGAUUUAUUUUUGUAAAAUAUAAUUCGAUAAAAUUUGUCUUCCUUAUUAGGAAAUUUUAAAAUCGAUAAUUGCGUUUAUAUAUUUACAGUUAUUAGACAUCUGUUUAUUUGUUUUAUCAAAUUUUUGUAUCCUGUAGUUACCGAAUCACGAAUAUAUACAUGUUUUCCAAAAA
Messenger RNA from Pogonomyrmex barbatus (red harvester ant), 2699 nucleotides. It is a transcript of the gene AGBE, whose product is annotated as 1,4-alpha-glucan-branching enzyme. Gene Ontology annotation, cellular component: cytoplasm. Lineage: Eukaryota; Metazoa; Arthropoda; Insecta; Hymenoptera; Formicidae. Gene Ontology annotation, biological process: glycogen biosynthetic process. The record is from RefSeq and is a predicted model, not a curated record. Gene Ontology annotation, molecular function: hydrolase activity, hydrolyzing O-glycosyl compounds; cation binding; 1,4-alpha-glucan branching enzyme activity.